Acytostelium subglobosum LB1 is the source of this 1533-nucleotide messenger RNA. RefSeq lists its product as hypothetical. Bases 1 to 1533 code for a protein of 510 amino acids. The transcript has a single exon. Gene Ontology annotation, molecular function: protein binding. NCBI's taxonomy places the organism in Eukaryota, Evosea, Eumycetozoa, Acytosteliales, Acytosteliaceae. The record is from RefSeq and is a predicted model, not a curated record.
AUGACAUCAACAACAUCAUCAAUAUCAUCAUCAUUAUAUACAUUCAAAGUUUGCUUUGAUGGGGAUGUUAGACGAUUCUCAUUCCAGAACGAACCGACGUUCAUCGAUCUGGUCAACAAGAUAAACGAUUUAUUUCAUCCAAAGGAGCAGCUGGUCAUCACAUAUCUAGAUGAGGUCGGCGACAACAUCACCAUAUCACAACAGGAGGAAUUGGAUGAAGCCUACAGCUUCCUACGCGAGUCAAACCAACAGAUACUCCGACUGUCAGUGGUGCGCAAGUCAAACUUCAACAACUUUAUCAACAACAACAACAACUCAUCGUCGACAUCCUCAACUUCACAGACUUCUUGUAACUUUAGAUCCAACAAUGUUGGCGGUGGUGCCAAUGGUAACAACAAUAGCAAUGCUGGCAACAAUAACGGACUGGACAACUUGUUUGUCUCACUGCUAUCCAAUCAAUUCGUCCAACAAAUGAUACCUCAGGUGAUCAACAAUCUUGCCUCUAAUCCAGCAUUGAUGACAUCAUUACUCCAGACUACCAGCUUGGCAAUGAGGCACCAGACUCCACCAAACACUGCUCCACCGUUGGGCGUCAGCAACAACUUCCAUACAUCGCUUGAUGCCGUCGCCCUGCUGAAUCAACCCUCGCCACAGACACUGCCCAUGUCACUGCAGUCUACUACUGCAUCAUCGUCGACUCUGUCUCCAAACUCAGCGUACAACAACUCCACCUCGCCAACCCACUCACUCAACGCACAGAACAAUCACUCGAACAAUACUACCAACAGUGGCCACUCGCCAUCAUCAUCGCCAGGAUCGUCCACUUACAGCUCGUUGGAUGCCAAGUCAUUCGAGGAGAUAUCAAACUCACCAAAGGAUACAUCACCGAUCGCCUCUCAAGUGGCCGCAUCUGAGCCGACCACACCAACCAAGGUGCCCACACCAACCUCCACUCACAAGCCCAACGCCACCAUGUUCUCCGUGCCAAAGAUAUUCAAUCAGUUGCCAUUCUCAUUCGCAUCGGGACGUGGAACAUCAACCGCCGAGCCCACAACAAAGAAGGAUGAAACUACCAACAUCCCCAUCCAUGUUCCACAGCAGGUCCAAUACAUCACACCUCAGCCAUAUCAGUCGCCAGUGUAUCCACCACCUCCAGGUGCCGAGCCCAUCCGCCAGGCCCAGCAACAUAUAUACCCAGUGAUCCCUAACCAACUGCCACCACUUGGCUAUCACCCUGGCAAUCACGUGCAACCACAACAACAGGAUGCCAACAUAAUGCAUACAAGCUCACCUCUACAGACAGCCUAUGGCUUCCAGCCACAACAACAACAGCAACAACAAAAUCCGUACCUUCAUCCACAACCACCAUCUCCUCAACCAAUAUCUGUGGCCUCUCCAUCGAUAGUCUCGCACAACAAGGACGUGAUCACCCUAAUGGAUGCACUUAGAGUCAAUGAGCACAAGGCCAACGAGCUGUUAGCCAAGUACAAGGGCAACGCAGCCGAGGCCAUGAUCAUGGAGUCAACAGAGUAG